Messenger RNA from Caretta caretta (loggerhead turtle), 6057 nucleotides. RefSeq names its product septin 11 (gene SEPTIN11). Gene Ontology annotation, molecular function: GTP binding. The record is from RefSeq and is a predicted model, not a curated record. Lineage: Eukaryota; Metazoa; Chordata; Testudines; Cheloniidae.
GGCAGCCCAGCGGGGGCAGAGCGCGAGCGGGAUCCGGAGCGGCGGCUGGAGCGCGGGGAGCCGGGCAGGCUGGAGCCGGAGCCCCGGCGGCGCAGCGCGGGGAUGGCCGUGGCGGUGGGGAGGCCCGCGAAUGACGAGCUUCGAAACCUGUCCCUCUCUGGUCAUGUGGGCUUUGACAGUCUUCCAGAUCAGCUGGUCAACAAAUCAACCUCUCAAGGGUUCUGCUUCAACAUUCUUUGUGUUGGUGAAACCGGCAUUGGCAAGUCAACCUUAAUGGACACUCUGUUUAACACAAAGUUUGAAAGUGACCCAGCCACCCACAAUGAGCCAGGUGUGAGGUUGAAAGCAAGAAGCUAUGAACUCCAGGAGAGCAACGUCCGUCUGAAGCUGACCAUUGUUGACACAGUUGGAUUUGGAGAUCAGAUUAAUAAAGAUGACAGCUAUAAGCCCAUAGUUGAAUAUAUCGACACUCAGUUUGAAGCCUAUCUGCAGGAGGAACUGAAGAUCAAGCGUUCCCUGUUUAAUUACCAUGACACAAGGAUUCACGCCUGCCUAUAUUUCAUCGCACCUACGGGACACUCACUGAAGUCUCUUGACCUAGUCACCAUGAAGAAGCUCGACAGUAAGGUUAACAUUAUCCCUAUAAUAGCCAAAGCUGAUACGAUUGCAAAAAACGAGUUGCAUAAAUUCAAGAGUAAAAUCAUGAGUGAGCUGGUCAGCAAUGGUGUCCAGAUCUAUCAGUUCCCCACAGAUGAAGAGACAGUGGCUGAGAUAAAUGCUACAAUGAGUGUCCAUCUUCCAUUUGCUGUUGUUGGCAGUACUGAAGAAGUGAAGAUUGGCAAUAAGAUGAGCAAGGCCAGGCAGUAUCCAUGGGGGGUUGUGCAGGUUGAAAACGAAAACCAUUGUGACUUUGUGAAGCUGCGUGAGAUGUUGAUCCGAGUGAACAUGGAGGACUUGAGAGAGCAGACGCACACCCGGCACUAUGAAUUGUACAGGCGCUGUAAGCUAGAAGAAAUGGGAUUCAAAGACACUGACCCUGAUAGUAAACCAUUCAGUCUCCAAGAGACCUAUGAAGCGAAGAGGAAUGAAUUCCUGGGUGAGCUGCAGAAGAAGGAGGAAGAAAUGAGACAGAUGUUUGUCAUGAGAGUGAAGGAGAAAGAAGCAGAGUUGAAAGAAGCGGAGAAAGAUCUCCAUGAAAAGUUCGAUCAUCUCAAGCGGACACACCAAGAAGAGAAGAAAAAAGUGGAAGACAAAAAGAAGGAGCUUGAGGAGGAGCUGAGCAACUUCCAGAAGAAGAAGGCAGCCACUCAGCUACUACAGUCACAGGCUCAACAGGCUGGUUCCCAACAAACCAAGAAAGACAAGGACAAGAAAAACUUCUUCUUUAUGUAAUGGUCACCUUGCCAAGCCCCCACUCCCUUUCUCCUAAUGGGCAUUAGAAGAGCCAGCGGGACAUGUACACACCCGUUGGGAGAAGAGUUACCUCAUUCUUCCAUCAUCUCCACCUUGCUCUUUAAAGCGUGGGUCAGGGAAGUGCGUAGCUCUAAGGGUCUGUUUGCUUCCCAGUAUGUCUUCUACAGGAUUUUCAUUACCACAAAGAGACAGAAUAAGUGGAACAGAGAACUUAGAUGCUAUCACAGAUAUUACAUUGGGAACUUUUCUUUUGCCUUCACCUGCACGCUGCUCUUGAUAAAUAAGAAGAUUACGGACAGAAUGAAUGUGCAAUAAUAAAGGAUUGCUGAGUAGUAGACUUAAGCUAGAACUGACUUUAAUGCUGACAAACAUCCUGAUCUGGCUACUCUGAAAGCUGUGCGCUCCUGUGCAUUUUAAACCAGUUCCUUGGACAGGGAUCACUAUUUUUAAGUAUGAAGUGGCAUGAGCAGAGAGCGCUGCUAUUUGAUACUGUCAGGUUGAUGGAAUUUGUUCAGUUGUUUUCAGCUGAUCUUCUGCCUCUUCGUGUGCAAAAUGAGAUCUUUUCCUAUGAAGUCCAGCCACGCAGAUUGCUGCUUGAGGAGAAGACUAUUUAAGUAUGUGAAGCCCAUCCAGUAACUGUUUUUACAUGCUUUAUGUAGUCUUGCUGUGGGACAUGUGCAUAAACUUUUUCACUUGUCUACUUCAGAAGCAGAUUCAACAGCGAAGAGCUUGAAAAGUGCCAAAAAGUAAGCUUGUAACUUAGUUUACACAUGUAAGUCAAGUGCCCUCUAGUGUCAGUGGCUCAGUUCAUUAUGAUUGUCAUUUUUAGGUGUAUUGUGGGGAGGUUUUUUUAAUCACUUGCUGCCAAACUGUGGCUGUUCAUUGCUCCUGACCACAAAUCAAUGCCGUAUUUCAGUGUGGAGUGACAAAGGGAAUGCAGAGUAUUUUACAUUGCCUCCUUUCUUGUUUAAAGAAUAAAAGCCACUGUCGUUCCUAAACUUGCUUACGUGCUUUUUCGGAAGUACAGGUUUUUUUGGCAGUAGUAGAGGAUUUGGACUCCUGCUGCAAGAGAGAGGGCUGGAUUUGGAGUGACAAAACAACCCUUUCUUCAAUCUGAUUAAGUAGAUUUGUGCUUAUACAUCAAGGAAAUAUUUAAAUCAGCUGUACAAAAUUGUCAUGAAUGUUUACCAGUCCUGGUAUUAAGUUUAGCUGGCUGAAAUUGUACUCUCCUCCUACUGAAGGAGUGGUAGAAGAUGGGGAGAGAACCUGAGGGUGGAGUUAAAGCCCUGUACCUGGAACAGACUUGCUCAGAAGCAACCGCCUAUAGAAAACAUUUGAAAUAUAUUAAGUUUAGAACACCAGGCCUCAAUCCAGGAAGUGUUUAAACACAGGGUUAGUCCAUUGCUGGAUUAAGGCCUGACUCCAUUAAUAUUUCAUUUCUUCCACAGAUUUUUGUUACCACUUUAGUAAAACGUGACUGUUACUGAUUAGCAGAGAUGAACCCAAUUUUCUAGCACUGUGUGGUCAGGCUGUGAUGUUUCAAGGGUAAGAGGAUACUGCUCUGAUCUAUAUGAAGCAUAGGAUGAGAGAUUCUCAUUGUGCUGCUAAUGGCACACCUUGCCCUCACUUCAAUGGGAACAGGAUCAUGGCCUAUGUGACUUCAGUAGAAGUAGGUGAUCCCAGCUGAAAGUCACCUCUGGGCAGAAGGUCAGCUAGUGGCUUAGGCCUUACUUAACUCCCUCUCAAGCCCUCAUUUGAGAAUAAAAUUUAUGCAUGUGCUUAAGCAUCAAGGCCCUGCCACCACUGGAUGAUGUCUCACCCAGGGAGUUUAUAAGGGCCAUGCCUUCCAAACAAGUUAAGCUACUUAGCCCCCAAUCCAUUUGUGCCUCAUUCCUUAAUGCACUGCUGCAUGCUCUGAGUCCCUAUGAUGGGUUAAUCAGGUGUGAGUAUUUUUAAAAUCAAACAGUAGUUAGGAACCCAACUUUGGCUUCUGAAAAUGUAUGGUCAGAACUGCUCCCCUGCCUGCAUAGUCCUGAAGCCUACAGUCUGCCUAAGGCACAGUGAGUUCACUGCUGUCCUGUGCACAAGGAGUUGAGAUUCAAUUAAGUUUGUAUACAUGGUUAUACAGCCAGGCAGCUGGAUGAGCUUAGACCAAGGGUUGGCAAUCUUUCAGAAGUGGUGGGUCUAGUCUUCAUUUAGGCACAUGCCAGUAAAAAAUUAUAUAUUUUAGAGACCUUCUAAAAAUGUUAACUAAAUGAGUAUUGUAAAUAAGACUCUUCAUUUAAAAUUAAAUUAAAAUGCAGAACCCCCCCGACCAGGACCCAGGCAGCAUGGGUGCUACUGAAAAUAAGCUUGUGUGCACCAUAGGUUGCCUGCCCUGGCUUAGACCAUCACAGAAACAUGAGUGCUUCAUGAGGUGGGGCCUGUGGUGUUUUAUUUUCACUUGAUUGCCUUGCAAGUGUUAUGUAAUGCCCACAAAAGGCUGAGCACCUGUGUUACAAACCUAUUAGCAGCCCCUUAGGGAAGAAGAUAUGAUACAGCUGAGGAGCUGCUGUUUGGUAAGGGGCACACACUUAUUUGGGUUCUUUAUAUGAAGUGCAAGCCUUUGAAUUACUUAUGUUGGCCAUAUGCCUAGAGAGAGGGGCUCUUCUAAUGUUUGAAACAGAAACCCACCACUUUCUUGUUAAACACGUUUAAAGUUUCCCCCCUUGUUUUUGUCAAGGAAUUUUGAAAAGGGAAGGAUGGUGUUGACUCACUUUCCCCCCUCACACCCAGCUGUUAAGAAAAGUAAUAGAUACCACUUCUGUUAACACAGGGAGAGAUGACAACAUAAGUCAUCCAAAGCAGUUACAUAUUACUCACCAGGCAGGGUGCUCUUCCCCAUAGAUUAUGGAAGCGAUCUAUUAAUUUAAAGGUACCAAACACUUUGGUGUAAGAGAAAAAGCAAAACAGGAUCAGCUCCAGAAAUGAGGUAAAUGCAUUAGAGGGCCAUGGGCCAGAUACGCAGCUGCUGCGUAUCACUACAACUCCAUUGACCUACACUGAGGUGCUGCCAUACAAUAGUGUCUCUAUCCAAAGAGCUAAAUAAUAGUGCCUACCUGUAUCCAGCUUGGUUUUCCCUGAGUUAGUGCCCUUCAUGGGUGUGUCCCUUCUACAGCUGGCCUGCCUUGCCCUGCUAGCUAAGUCUCCUGAAGUUUUCCUUGCACAUCACCUACUGUUCAGAUAAGAGCCUGUUCCCCCAGAAUAAAACAAGUUGACUUGUUACUAUGCCUGCAAGAAAAGAGAGGAGAGUCAACAUUUACUCAGCCCAUGUGAAGAACAGUGUCAUACCAAUGGUAAUUAACACAUCUUCACAGCUAUGGAGGAUUCCUCCUCCUCCGGUCACUGCUGCUAGCUGCACUUCACAGAGUAAAAGGGAGACUUGGGGACAGACUGAACUGGCUCAACAUGAGGUAGUUCUGUCACCUCCCCUUGAGCUGUGGAGAUUUACAGCUGCUGAGAUGCUCCAAUCUUCACCCUUACAUCUCAUGAAGUAGUGUGGUCUGGGAUUAGGAACUCCCUCCCCUUACAUGCUGUAGAUCAAUUUGUAUUUUGGGGUACAGUACUUGAGCCCCAUCUGCCUCCAGGCCAGCUCCUUGUAGCUCCCACAAUUCCCAUUCACAGAGUGUGCUGUAGGGGAGGGAAUGUAGAAUGCAGUGAUGAGAGAAAGCACAACUCCUUCACAACAUCACAUGUAAGCUCUUAGGGACCGUCUUUUUGUUCUGCGUUUGUACAGCACCUAACACAAUGGGGCCCUGCUCUGUGACCAGGCUUCCUAAGCACUGCUGCAACACAACCAAGGAGAGAGAACUUAACACUGGGAAACCAGUCUUACCCCAGUAUCUAACAGUGGAUUCUGCUGGAUUCUCUGCUUGCUGUGGUUUUAUAAGCAGUGUAACUCCACUGACCUCAGUGGAACAACGCCUAAGGGAGAGACACAUUGUGCUCUCUGGGGUUAGCUGCAGUGGUCCGCAACCAGUCAGUGCUGCAGGUUCUCAGCGCCUUUGGGAAAAACAAUGGAUUUAAAUGUCUAAAUUUAAAAGCCUCCGAGGGUGGGACUUGUACCCAUUUUGAGUACCCCUUCCCACCCUUUAGUUUGCGCAGGACACAUAGCCAGCCCAUCUAGUGAAGCAGCCUGUACAGGGUCAGUGAUAGGAGAUGCUCACCUGUUCUCUUCCAGAGUAACCACCAUCUCGUGCUCUGCUGUAUUGGAAUCCCUAGGCUUGAUGAGCUCAGCAGCCAAAAAACCUGAGGCAAGGAAGAAGUGGAAUGAUGAUUAAUUUGUUGUCCAUUAUUACUAAUGUUAAUGUUAAUCACAGUAGUGGCUAAGGACCAACCAACAAUAGGGCCAGGCACUGAACAAUCAUGACAUGACGGUUUGAUGUUGUAAUGGGAGCUGAAUGUAGUAGCCUCAUGGGAACAUGGUGAACAGUGCAACAGGCUGCCAUGAGGUUGUGACUCCAUUCAGUGACUGGCUUGGCAAGGCUGGAGCUCCAAGCAACGUGCAGGUUCCUCUGGGCAUUUGUAUCCGUGUCCACAAGGCACCUCCUCCUGUGUGAUAUUCAGGCGUAACAUUUAAAUAAUAAAAAUGUGUUCUUGGUCUCA